AUGGCGCCGCCGGAGUCCGGAAGACGAAAUCCCACCGUAUUGGUGACGGAUUCUCGCGAUCAACAUGCUCAGCGAUCGAAUCGACGGGCUGCGGCCGCUUUGCCGGCAACGCGUUUGAUUACCGUCGAUAAUGUUUUGCAGUACGCCUCGGAUAUUCCAUCUAUGCAACAACGCCGCCCGAUGCAACAGCGCCCGCAAAUGCGGCCCCGAUCACGUCUCUCUGCGUCAACUGGUCUUUCAGGUGCGUCUUCUGGAGCUAGUGUGUUGGGGGGAGGAGGCGGAGCAAAUAUCGGCGGUGUUGGUGGUGCUGUUGGUAGUGGUGGCAUAGGCCCUGCAGGCACAGCAGGCAGACUGGCGGCACAGGCUCGUUUACCUUCGCGCUCGACGAAAACCGAGGAAGACGAAGAAGAUAGACCAGCCGGCGUAGCAGAAGAUGAACACCUGCUCGCAGCUCCGGUUGAUGAGGAACUGGUUCGCAGAAUCGCGGAAGAGAGGAAUAUGGACCCGGAAGAGCUGCGGCGACGUUUACAGGUAGCAGUACAGCAACGGCUUCAGGGAGACUUUGGUGUUGAUAAUGAUCUUGCACCUCUGUUGGAUCAAGAAGAGGCCCUGCGACAGCGAUUGGUAUCCCCGGAGAAAGCAAAGAGCUACGCGGAACGAUUGCCCAAGGCUCGGAGAGCGGAGAAGCUGCCUCGUGUCACGGCAUUUUGUACCGCGCAGGGCUUCAGGAUGGGUGCUACGGCUUCUUUUGUUAAGGAGUGGCAUGGUGCUAGGACGAAACUGUACGAUGACUGUCUUUAUACUGCUUAUCAUCUCCCUCUUCUGCCGGGUCGUGGGGGUUAUAGAUUACGCAGCAGCCCUGUUUUGAAAGGUGCUGGUGGCAGGGUGGUGCUGGACGAGGAGAUUGAGCGCAGUGAGCAGAGGGAUUACCACGAUGAAUAUUACGUGGAUGAGCACGAACACUCAGUUGGCGGCCGGCGAGACGAGCAAAGCAAUGAGUCUGAACGAGAUCGCAGCAGAGACUACCAGGAAGGUAAUAAGCCUGAUAUACAAGAGGAUACAGAUUCAGGAGACAGUCGGCCUACAAGCAGCAGCGAACAACAACAGGCAGAUGCAGAAUCUCCUGGAAAGCAUACAUCGUCAUCAUCGACAACGACGGCAACAAGCUCGGCAACAAAUCGACGCAUGCCUCAAAACGUAUUCAACUACGCGGAGAUGUUCGUCUUUAGCUAUGGCGUGGUUGUAUUCUGGAACUUCACAGAACGACAGGAAAAGGAUAUUCUGGCGGACCUCACAUUUUCGUCAUCAGGCGCAACAGGACCGCAAGUCCCGCUGGCAACACAGCCACUUGCAGAGGAAGACUUUGAGACGGAGGAAUUCCACUUUGAGUAUUCGACUGAAAUCUCUCGUCCGCGGGUCUACAACGACAUGAUCACGCUACGGUCGAGAGACCACAUGAUCAAAUUGGCGAUAUCGCAUGGGAUUGCCCAGAGUACGAAACUGUGUUUCUUCGAAGAAGCCAUGGCCAAAGAGAUGACGGAAGCGAAGGAUGUGCCGCGCCGGCUUGCCAUGACGGGGAAACUGGGGAUGAAGCGCGAUGAAGUGUUUCGGAUUCUGGGAAGACUUUUCCGGAGUCGCGUUGAAGUGAACUUGUACGUGCCCAACUUCUUCUGGGAAUCCGAACCAACACUCUACCCGCUCUACAUCGCCGUUCGCGAAUACCUCGAAAUCAAGCCGCGCAUCCAAGUGCUCAACGAGCGCUGUCGCGUAUUCCUCGACUUGACCGAAAUUCUUUCAGACUCAAUAGCGGAUAACACCGAGUCACAUCAAACAUGGAUCAUCAUCGUCCUUAUCGUCAUAUCGAUCCUCGUCACAACAGCCGAAGUCAUCCUCCGCUUCGGAAUAUUGUCUAGUAACCAGGCAGCAGCCAACCCGGCCGGUCCGUCAUUUGCGUCUGCUCUGAUGAUGAAUGUGCUUGGGAGAUCGUCGUCGUCCUCGUCAUCAGCAACACCACUAAUUGCACCGGGGGCCGGGGAUGGGUGCGUCUGUCCUCCGGGGACGUAUAAUUCUAGUAGUUUUUAA
This is a messenger RNA of Talaromyces atroroseus, 2082 nucleotides long. RefSeq lists its product as hypothetical. NCBI's taxonomy places the organism in Eukaryota, Fungi, Ascomycota, Eurotiomycetes, Eurotiales, Trichocomaceae. The record is from RefSeq and is a predicted model, not a curated record. The transcript is spliced from 5 exons. Bases 1 to 2082 code for a protein of 693 amino acids.